Paramecium pentaurelia is the source of this 3449-nucleotide messenger RNA. The record is from the annotation of a GenBank genome assembly. Lineage: Eukaryota; Ciliophora; Oligohymenophorea; Peniculida; Parameciidae.
AUGGAUGAAACAACUCAGCAAUUAGAUGAAUACAUUCAAAAUAUCAGUGAAAUGGGCUAAUAGCUCAGAUUGAUCACCGAUUUUGUAAAUCAUAUCAGAAAAGGUUUGUUAAGAGUGGAGGGGAAAAUUAAUGAGAUGAAGAAAUAAUUAAACAGCUUGAGUAAUGACAUCAAAUUUCUUAGAGGAAAAUCAGUUAAAGAGCUUUUAGAUAUUAGAAAAUCGAAAGUAUUGAAAGAAGCAGCAAAUAAAAAUGUUAGGUCAAUUUAUGUGCCAAUAAAAACUUUGGAAAUAUCUCAUAAAUUGGAGAAACUGAAAAAAAAAUCCAAAUUAAAUGUUUAAGAGUUAUAUAAAGAAGGAAAUUAGGAAGGACAUAAAUAAGAAUAUAAAGAAGAACAGGAGGAAGAAGAUGAGAAAAUAGAUGAAGAAGGAUAGAUAGAAGGACAUGAAGAAGAAGAUUAGGAAGGACAGUUAGAAGAAAAUGAGGAAGUAUAUGAGUAAGAAUAUAAAGAAAAACAUGAAGGAGAUGAGGAAGAAAAGACAAGUAUUUUGAUGAAUUUUUAAAAUUUAUAUGAUAAAAAUGGGGAAGUUAAUGAGUUUUUAUUAAAUGGUAAAGAAACAGUAUUAUUAAUUCAUGGCACAGCUGGAUCAGGCAAAAGUACUGCAGCUAAGUAAAUAGAAGAAUUUAUUUGGAAAUUACAUGAUAAUAAUUAAAAAAUUGGCAAAAAACUACUAAUACCAAUUUAUAUUUCAUUACCUUCCACUAAAAAAUCCUGUGUUUUAAGCAGUAGAGGAAGCACUUCAUCAAGAUCAGUAUGGUUUUGAUCUGCUCUAAUUGAAAGAAUGUAAAGAGAUGUUAGAAAAGAAAGAUUUCCUGUUUCUAUUGAUAAUGGACAGUUAUGAUGAGAUGAAGUUAGAAAAUAUUUAAAAAACCCUAUAUAUCAAUAAUAAACUGAAAUAGAAUUGGUCAAACCCUCUCUUGUUAUUUUUACUACAAGAAGUGAAAUUUUUACAAGUAGUAAUUAUUCUCAAUGGUUUGAACCUGAAAAGAAGGAAAAAUUAAAAGAAAUCAAACUUCGAAAGUUUGAUUUUAAGUAAAUGCAAUAAUAUCUAGAAAAAUUUACAAUUUAAAGUGUUAAAAUGUAGAUUUUUGAAAUUUAUGAAUGGUAAACACAAAUUUCAAAAAGAGGAGUGAUUGAUAUCAAAAAGUUUGAAAUUUUUUGGGAAAAAUUGCAAUAAUUUCUAAAAAAAGAAAUAUCAGGGAUGAAAGGGGAGAAUCUAUUGAAUUAACAAUCAAUAGAUAAAAUUUAAUCGUUUUUGAAGAAUGAUGGGUUUAUAUCUAUAAAAAAUAAUGAUGCUUUAAGAAGUCUGAGGAUAAAUCUCCAACAACUGUGGAGUGUAGAAAAGUACAACAAAAUGAUAAGGUAAAUCAAUUUAAAUAAAUUGGUCAUAACUCCUUAUAAGAUGGAAAUAGUAGUUUAAGUGUUGCCUGAAAUGGUUGUUAAAGCAAUUAAAAUAAAAUUUUAUAAAGAAUUUUCCAAAUAUGCUUAAAGAGUUCUACCAAUGCAAAUAGCUGAUCAAUAGAAAAGCCUAUUGGCACCAAACAAUGGAGAUGAAAAUUUUUAGAAAGUUGUUUAAGAUAAAAAUUUGAAGCUACAUAGUUUGAUAUCGAAAAUUUAGAAAAACUAAACUAUCAAGAAAUUGCUUUCAAAUUUUGGGAUAAAAUAGAAGAAAAUUCAACUCUAAUAAAAGCCGAGAUUUCUCAAGAAAAUAUUGGAUUAAAGACUUAACUAUUGAAGAUAUUAUAACAAAACCACUAGGAAUUAGAUUAUUUAUUAGAUGGACUUGCAAUUCAAUAUGAAAAAAAGAGAGAAGCUGUUAUUAAAAUAAUUAUUGAUGCAUUAAAAGAUUUUAAUCUUACAAGCUAUGAUUUUUAUGAUGAGUUUAUAAAUCAACAUCAUUUAAAAUAAACAGAAAAAGAGAAAAAAUUAGGAAAAUCUAUUAAUAUUGAUCGGUUUCUACAUGAUUUAAAAAAAUAUUCAACUAACCUUGCUAAAGCUAUGAACAUGAACGAAAUGACUUAAGUGUAAUAUUAACAAUAAGGGUUAUUGUAUAAAGAUGAAAGAGAAAAUGAAAAAUGGCUCAAUAAUUAUUUUAAUGAUGAUGAUUAAUUUGGAUCUUAUAGAAAAGAUAUACGAAGUUGUUUUCUAGUUUAAUCAAAUGGUGCUAAUUUUUAAUUUACCCAUAAGUCAAUAUAGGAGUUCUUGAUUGCAGCUGAUUGAGAUGAGGUUUUAGUUCAAUCAAAAAAUAUUGAUACAUAAAUAUUGAAUAUUAUUAUAGAAACAUUGUCAAAAGAAGAGAAUUAAAAUUAAGAUUGUUUAGAGUUUCUAAAAAAACUCAAAAAAAACAAUUCCUAGAAUUAUAAUUAAAUUGGAAAUUUAUCUCUUUUGUAAAAAUAAAAAUAAUUAGAUGCUUUUGAAUAGACUAUUAAUUAAAUUACUCGUUUAAUUUUAAUCAUAAUAGAACAUGAUUUUCAUUCUAUUAAUUAUUCCACUGAAAUAUACACUGAAAGUAGAUAAUAUCUCAUUUAAAAAAUUUAAUAAGAGGUUAAAAUAAUUGAAUUUUUGAAAUUCUUAAAACAUCUUACAAAAAUUGAUAACAAUUUUAUUGUAAGUGGAUCUAAUGCACUUAAUAUAUUGGUUGAAAUGAAAAUUAUUCUAAAAAACUAAAAUUUUGAAAAUAUAAGAAUAGAAAAUACUAAUUUAUUUGGGGGUAAUUUUGUUAAAUGCAACUUAUCUAAAUCUUAAUUUAAGAAUGUGAAUAUCAAUGGAAUCAAUUUAAAUGGAUCUUAAUUAUUUGGAUGUAAUUGGUAAGAAUUAAAAAUAAACGAUUUAUAUUAAUUGGAUGGUCAUGAUGAUGUUGUCAGAUCAGUCUGUUUCUCUCCUGAUGGAAAUACAUUAGCUUCUGGUAGUGAUGAUUAGUCUAUCCGUCUAUGGGAUGUCAAAACAGGAUAAUAAAAAGCCAAAUUAGAUGGUCAUAGUAAUGAUGUCUUGUCAGUCUGUUUCUCUCCUGAUGGAAAUUCAUUAGCUUCUGGUAGUUAUGAUAAGUCUAUCCGUCUAUGGUAUGUCAAAAAAAAGUAUUGUUCAGAUUAUAGAUUUAUAGAAAUUUAGGUUAAAAUACAAGAUAUCCUUUUUUUAACACUCCUUCGCAGUAAAAGAAUAUUAUUUAAAAUUUAGACACAUCUAAUAUUAUGGUUUACCCAGACUUUAAUUUAUCAAGGUUUAAGAGAGUUUUUUAUAAAAAACCGUUUCCUUUUAGGAGAAUUAUUGGAGUAACACUUGAUUAACCUAUUUUAACCCUUAAUUUAAAUCUAUUUUCAUGUACUUCUUGUGUCCAAUAUUUGUUGAUAGAGUUCUAUUUUAUAGUUUUUUUCUUUUUUAACAAUCUUGAAG